Loa loa (African eye worm) is the source of this 2958-nucleotide messenger RNA. RefSeq lists its product as hypothetical. The transcript is spliced from 3 exons. Lineage: Eukaryota; Metazoa; Nematoda; Chromadorea; Rhabditida; Onchocercidae. The record is from RefSeq and is a predicted model, not a curated record. The coding region runs from base 97 to 2958 and encodes 953 amino acids.
AUAGUUUCUUCCUCAUUUUGUGUUGGCGGAAUUUGGUCAGUGGGUGAACAAUUUGGUUUAGAUGUUGAAUCGGCUACAUUUUUGGAAGAAUCAUACAUGGAAGUGGAUUAUUUUGAGGGAAAAAUUAGUAAAUGUUGUUAUAAUUCAGGAACUUGGCAAACUCGUUUCAUAUCAUUGAUAAUUCAAGGUGAUUUAUUUACUUUGCAUACUGGUAAAGUAUUUGUUGAGGAGACAACAACUAUUGAAGCAUUAUCAUUUAAUAAUUGUGGUUUAUGGAAAAUUAAGGAAGCAAUUAAAAUUAUUCUGAAAGGAUCAGCAAAUUUCUAUGCUUCAUCAAAAUUUAACGCUAAUUUAUUAAAAAUAAUAGCUGAAGGUCAAUGUACUAUUGCUGGAUAUUUAUCAUUGGAAAAUUUAUUAGCUUAUAUACGUAAUGAUAUGAUAACUGUACCUGGUGCACGAGUUAAUAUAACAAUUGGUGCAACUAUUGCAGUUGGAACAUUCCGGAAUGAUUGUUCCUGGUAUGUUGAUGGAAAUUUACAUUUGCAUGUUGCAUGCUUUGAGCAAUCUGAAGAUGGUCUUAUUUUUGUAAAAGAUACCUUCACGAUGAUAAUUUAUGAUAUAUCAGAAGAACGUUGUAAUGGACGAAUUGUUGCUAAUUAUUUCAUUAUGAAUUUAGCAAAAAGGGUUCGUUUUGAUAGUUAUAUUCGGGUGAAUCAAAUCGAAAUUUGCAUACCAUAUGUGAACGAAUCAAGCACCUUUUCUUGCUAUUCUAUUCUCAACAUCUUCUAUUCAUUACUUUCCGGAAUGGAUUCGAUAGCAACAGAUGCUACAUAUCGUACACUAAUAUCAUGUAAUUCAUUACAUACUCAACGUACUUCAUUAAUUGAUUCUAUUCCGAAAUGUUUAUUUCCGGAAGGUAUUUUAUGUGCUACAACAUGGCUUCAUGAGGGACAAAUUCGUUUUAAUGGUGAAAAAGUAUAUAUUAUCACUGAUGGAUUAAUUAAUCGUGGCCGAUUAACAAGUGGUAAUAAAUUACAAAAUCAUAUGCGUGAAGUAAUUGUAUUAGCGGAAAAUUAUUUCCGGAAUGAUGCCGUAUUUUCAGCUGAUCGUAUUAUAAUUCAUGGAAAUGGUAAAUUACAAAAUACGAAUCGUAUCUUUGCUAAUAAUGAAAUGAAUAUACAAUUGGCAAAUUUUUGUAGUGAAUUUGGACAAACACAUUUGGAAGGUACGCAACCAAAAUUACUAUCAGCUAAGAAUGAAUAUAACCGUAUCGAAGAAGGAGGAGAAGGAGGAAGAGGAGGAGGAGGAGGAGGAAAUCAUAUUAAUGAAUGUAACCGCCGUAUAGGAGAAGGUUAUAAUGAAGCUCAUGGAAAUUUCAAUAUAUCAUCAUCAUCAUUAUCAUCAUCAAAAGGAAAUGUUGAUUGUAUGAUAGUAAAUCGAUAUAAAUCAAAGCGACAAAUUCGAUUAAGUGCACGAUCUCGUUUACAUAUUGAUAAUGAUAUUAUCAAUAAUCAUAAUAAGAUUAUAUUAAUAGCACGAGAUGCGAUCAUAUGCAAAUCUCAUAUAAAUGCUGAUAUAUUGGAAUUAACACUUGGUGCAGCUUAUAUGACAGAAUUUGUGAUAAAAAAUAAUGCUACAAUAAUAGCUAAUCAAUUACAAAUUAUGGGAAGUUGUAAAUAUCUUACUGUAAUUAUCGAUGGUGAAUUAUCAUGUGAAACAUUAAUUAUUGAUGCAAGAAUUCGACAAAUUAAAAUAAUUGGUAAUGGAAUAUUAUGUUGUCGAAAAUCAUGUAAUAUAGGUGGUGAUAUGAUUACUUUAGCAAUUCGUGAUAUUCGUAUAACGGAAUUAAUUGGUUCAAUGAUAACGAUAGCAUCUGAUAGUGCUCUUAAUAUAUCAUCAUUUGAUUCACAACUAAAAAUGCUAUCAAUUUAUGCUGAUAAUUGCUAUUUACAAGGACGAAUAUUUGUUGAACAUAAAAUUAUUCUAAAAAUUACCAAUGGAAUAUGCCAUAUUAGUGGUGAAAUUCUGGGAAUUGGCAUAAAUAGUGAAAUAUCAUUGGAAUGUAAUGAACUAAUUUUAACCGGAAUAGUGGCAAAUUUAAAUUUUCUGGAAUGUUAUACACGCAGAAAAAUUGAACAACAUGAAACAGGAAUAAUGAAAAAUGUGAAAAAUAUCGUUCUGGAAGCGGAAUUCAUUACAUUAAAUGGUAAAAUUAUGGAUUCAGAAUCUGUUAUUGCUACCGGUGAUGAUGUGAAUAUUGAUGGAAUUCUACAAAAUCAAAACGAUAAAAAUAUUACAUAUUCUAUAUUUGGUCAAAAAAUUCUCUUUGAUGGUGAAAUAUUUGGUCCGAUACGAUUGGAAUUAAGCGGAACAGAAAUUAUUUUUACAGGAAUUACAAAUAAUUUGAAAUUUCUUGAUAUUGAUGCAAAUUUAGCUACAAUUGCACCAAAAGGAUUGAAAUGUGAAAAUUUCAAUAUUAUUGCUUAUUCUGCAAUUUUAGAUGGUAAUUUUAAUAUCGGAAUAUUUGCUGCUACUAUACAGGUAGCCUUAUUUAUACGAACUAAUUUAACCGAUUGUGGACAAUGCAAGCUUAUUGCACCAAUAAUUCUUGCACUAAAUUAUCCAAUGUCAUCUAAAAUGGAUAUUUCUGCUAUCAUUUAUGCUUUUGAACGAUUUGAAUUAUUGGAAUCUGGAAAGCAUCAUGAAUUAUCUGAUUUAAAAAAUCAAUUUACACCAAUAACAUCUAAUUGCUCAAUUAAUAAUGAUGCUAAAAUUUUACACUCUCAGCAAUCAUCCAUUGAUAAUAAUAUCAAUAUAAGGAAUGAAAUUUUCAUCAAAAUUUCCUUCCAUUCUCAUAUCAUUACUAAUCAUUAUACUACACUAAAAGAAUAUGAUUUAUUACGAAAAACAACAAAAAUAAUUGAUGAAUGCUUUAAAAAAAUCACAAACAACAUAUGA